Messenger RNA from Phacochoerus africanus (Common warthog), 1133 nucleotides. It is a transcript of the gene C8H19orf81, whose product is annotated as chromosome 8 C19orf81 homolog. NCBI's taxonomy places the organism in Eukaryota, Metazoa, Chordata, Mammalia, Artiodactyla, Suidae. The record is from RefSeq and is a predicted model, not a curated record. The transcript has 5 exons. Bases 399 to 968 code for a protein of 189 amino acids.
UCCUGUUUUUUCUUUUUUUGUUGUUUUGUUUUUUUCCAUCACAAAGAGACCCCAAAACUCAAUGGCGUUGGGAAACCGGUUUAUUCUCUCGUGCGAUGGAGGCAGGUGGUCUGGAGGGGUGGGAUAUCUCAGCCCCAUGAGAAGACUCGGGGACCCGGGUUGCUUCCACAUCUCCAGCCAGGAUGAAGCUGACUUGCUGCUACGUCCACAUUCUGGUCCAACGGAAGGGACGCUGAGUCUAAGAGACUUUUUCUCUUAAGCAAACGACUCCAAAGUUGCAUUCAUCACUCCCGCUAGCACCGUUUGUGAGAACUUGGCCACACUUAGCUGCCAGGGAGACUGGGAACUAUUGUCUCCAGCUGGAGAAACCUCUAGGAUUGCAGAGGAAGGGGAAAUGAAUGAUGCAGGACAUCUGGCAGUCAGCCCUAAGAGAGACUGGAGCCCUCCUUGUGGACCUAGAGACCCCAGCGGAGACUCAGGCUUGGAGCCAAGGCAGACCCAUCAAAUCCUCGAAGCAGUAUCUGCGCCAGGUCAUUGCAGAAUAUGAGGCGCUGGACCGAGAGCUCCCGUGCAUCCGCAAGUUUCCCAUGCCGCCUGCCUCGCAGCCCCUUUGUCUGUGCAUGGAGACCUCACCGGAAGAGGACCUUACCCACCUGGAGGUGCUGGAGGCGCUGGAGGCCGAGUUACCCGGAGCCAUGGAGAGCGGGCGUGUGAGCAGCAUCCGCUUUGAGAACAUGAACGUCAUCUGCGGGACGGCUGGGCGCCGGGACCGGUGGCUCAUCAUGGUCACGGACUUCCAGACUCGCUCGCGCCUGCUGCGCUCGGGACUCCACCUGCGCGGGCUCGCUCGCCCUCUCGUGCGCCACGACGAACUGCUGUUGGGCGAUUACCGCCUGCACCUGCGCCGCUCCCUCGUCCGACGGCGCAUGCUCGAGGCUCUGGGGGCGGUGCCGACGGAGGAAGACUGACGCUUGGGGGCGGACCCCGGCUGCGCUUGCGCACCGCCCUUCAGACGCGGGCUAGUAGCCCGGAACCCGAGAGGAAAGGGGCGUUGCCUCCCCAGGAAGGAGGCGGGGUCGGCUCGAGGGGGUGGAUACUGUGAGUUUAAUUAUAAAGAAUGACCUGGUACAAAA